Colletotrichum orchidophilum is the source of this 1269-nucleotide messenger RNA. RefSeq lists its product as uncharacterized. The record is from RefSeq and is a predicted model, not a curated record. The transcript has a single exon. NCBI's taxonomy places the organism in Eukaryota, Fungi, Ascomycota, Sordariomycetes, Glomerellales, Glomerellaceae. Bases 1 to 1269 code for a protein of 422 amino acids.
AUGCCCAAAGUCCUCAUCUUCGCCGGCGCCCCCGAGGCUGACUGGUCAUCCCCGGAUUCCCUCCUCCUACUCCCCCCCUCCACCCCACCCGCUCAACCCGCCCCGGCUGCCCCGGCUGCCCCCACAUCGGCAUCAGCCUCCUCGUCAACGUCAGCACCGGCAGCCCAACCCGCCGCCGUCCCAUCCUGGCGAUCCCUCCCCUUACACCGCCAGCCUCUAACCACGGGCUACUCCCAACCCCACGGCCUCCCCUCAGACUUCCUCCCCCCAGCACACUUCUUCUCCCUCGCCCUGGACGCGCAUACCCAAGAACCAAACAACGACACCACCGGGUCCCAAGACCUCCUCUCGCAACAGUUCUACGACUACUCCCUAGCCCUCCACCACGACCUCGCCUCCUCCCAGCUCCCCACUCCUGCCCCCUCCGCAUCCCAGCCAAACCCGACGAGACAGCAGACAAAGACCUCCUUCAACACGACAACAGGGAUAGAUUCCUUCCUCACUGAAACCACGGAUUCCUUUCAAGACACCACGGCAGAGAUAUCCACAUUCAUCACCUACAGCGCCCCGCGUCCGCCCCUACCAACAUCCCACCACCUAAGCGACCUAGAAGACAUCCCCCCGGCCCCGGACCUCCUCCGCCUCGCACCGCAGACGGUGACGGUAAACCUCAUCGCCGGCGUCAUCUCCGUCUCGGCGCCGCGCAGCGUGACCACCCGCUGGGGCAACGACCUCGCCCUCGUCGAGGUUCUCAUUGGCGACGAGACGCGCGCCGGCUUCGGCGUCACGUUUUGGUUACCCGCGAACCCUGACCACCCCGCAAAGAGCACUGACCAGACGGGAGGAGUAGCAGCAGCAGCAGGAGCCCCGACACAGCCGUCGCAUCUUCGGAGACAGGAUGUCGUCCUCUUGCAGAAUGUCGCGCUGCACGUCUUCAGGGGUAAAGUGUACGGGCAGAGCCUGCGCAAGGGGCUGACGAGGACGACGGUGCUGUACAGGCGGAGGCUGGGGGAGGGCGACGAGGGCGGGUACUAUCGUCCGAGGGACCUUGAGAGGUCUACCGUCGGUGCGCGUGACGGGGUAGGAGGUGGUGAUGGAGGAGGAGGAGAAGGGGGAGGGGACGGAGAGCCGAUGGCGGUGCAUCCGCAACUUGUAAAGACGAGGAGGGUGUGGGAGUGGGUGCUGAGGUUUGUCGGCGGCGAGGAGAGGACGACGGCGAGGGGCAAGGUGAGGAGGGGGUGGGAUGCGCUACCUGAUGAUACCCAGUGA